Molecule: messenger RNA, 381 nt
Organism: Penicillium waksmanii
Lineage: Eukaryota; Fungi; Ascomycota; Eurotiomycetes; Eurotiales; Aspergillaceae
Exons: 2
Coding region: 1-381 (126 amino acids)
Source: RefSeq, a predicted model, not a curated record
AUGGAUAAGCGCAGCUAUUGUCAUGGGGAUUUCGUCCUACUUUAUCUCAGUGGGGCCACGUCAUCAACAUGCAUUAUAUUGGGAGAUACUUGUGAGUUUGACCGGGUCAACUCCCCCCUCACGUACAGUGAAAUGAACUUUGCAGUCGGUCAUAUCCGUUGUUAUAUUCUUUUUCGCCUGCGUACUAUCUUACCUCCUGUUUCGGAAUAUGGCAAGAUUCACAUGGGCGUACUAUGUGCUUACCAGCUAUGUAGGUGGUUAACAACGUUCAUCUUCGCAGCCCAGGAUUACAAUCUUAAUAACUGCAAGCUGAGCUCCCCACUAGGGGUCUCAUGUGCCAUAAAAAAGGCGAAUGAGUCCUUUAUGUUUAUAACAUUGUAA